AUGCCAACUCCACAGAGGUAUCAGAAUUCUCCAUUAUCAACCCAGCAAACUGGGUUUUACGAUGCAUCUUCGCACUUAACUGACGUGUCGUCUUUCCCCACACCAACAUCCCCAGGGUCGCCAUACAAUAGAGGAACUCAGAAAGGUCGAAACAAUGAUAGUCCGUUGUUUUUGGAGAACUUGAGUGAUACGAAAGAGAUAUCUUUUGAUCAACCACAGUCAAGCUUUAAACAUAAAUCACGAUCAAGAUCAAACUCCAGAAAACUAUCAUUUGGAAGACUAUUCCUUUUUGGUUCUGAUAACAAUAACAAUAACAAUAGUAACAGUAAUAACACCACUGGUAAUAAUAACAAUAACAUUAGCAACAACAAUAACAACAACAAUAACAAUGGUAACAACAAUAAUAUUAAUAGUAUUUUUAACGACUUACCGAAUACUCAGUCGGAAUCAAUAAAUACAGAUCUGUCAGCAACAUCAUUAAGAACUCCGAAAAUUGAAGAAGAUGACCCUUUUAUAGUUCAAACUCCGCCAGCUACGAAUGACUUUCCAAAUUGUGAUACUCCAUCAACAACCGUUAACAACUCGGCACAUGAUGAUUAUUUCACCCAUGGUUUGCACAGUAACACAAAGGAAAGGGAACCCCAAACCCAAAAUCAUGAUGAUAACCAUGAUGAUGUAAUUAGACCUAGACGUUUAACUAAAAUUAGAAACUUGUUUAAAUUCUCAGGUCAUGAAGAUUCAGCCGUUUCAGAUGAUCCCCCAGCUACUGGUGAAAAUGGUAGUAACUCUAAUCAUCAAGAUUCCUUAAACCAUAAUUCUAAAGAUAAAGAUUUGGAUUAUGAACACGAAGAGCAAUCCAUAUCCUUGAUGCAAAAAUUUAGAAGAAAGAGAACACCCUCAAGUCCGGUUCUUAAGUCGGAGAAAAAUGAGCCUAAAACUAUGGAUAAUGUUGUGGAAAUAGAUCUAGCAGAGCAGAAUUUGGACCUGGAUAAGGACAAUGAUGAUCCAACUGAAAAGAAAGACGUGGAAUUAAACGACGAGUCACGGGAUGAACUAAAACCUUUGAAAGCUGAACCUAAAGGUUUCAUUCAGAAGAGGUUACGCAGGGUGACCUCUGCACCUUUAAGCUUGAGAAAUUUGACAGAAAACCAUGGAAAUAACGGCGUACCUGUAGAGAAAGUUGAUGAAUUAAUCAACCACAUAGGUGAGAUUAAAAUAUCCAAGUCCAGCAAACAGACUAGUAGAAACUACUCAAGUAAUUCAACUAGAUUAUCUGACAUCCAGGUUGGCCCCCAAUCAUUCGAGAAGUUAAAAUUAUUAGGAAAGGGUGAUGUGGGUAAAGUUUACCUUGUCAGGGAGAAGGCUACUACAAAGUUAUAUGCAAUGAAAAUUCUCAAUAAGAAGGAAAUGAUUGAACGUAAAAAGGUAAAGCGUGUAUUAGCAGAGCAAGAAAUUUUAGCUACGGCAAAUCAUCCGUUUAUUGUUUCUCUCUAUCAUUCUUUCCAAUCUGAAGAUCAUCUUUAUUUAUGCAUGGAAUAUUGUAUGGGUGGUGAGUUUUUCAGAGCUUUACAAACACGUCGUAUGAAAUGUAUACCCGAGCAAGAUGCUAAGUUUUAUGCAGCUGAGGUUACUGCUGCUUUAGAAUAUCUCCAUCUGAUGGGGUUUAUAUACAGAGAUUUGAAGCCUGAGAAUAUUUUACUUCACCAAUCUGGUCAUAUAAUGUUAAGUGAUUUUGACUUAUCGAAGCAGUCAAAUAACGCUGCUAAUCCAGAACUAAUAUCAAGCACUAAAUCUUCAACUAGCCUUCCGCAAUUAGACACUAAUGCAUGUAUCAACGGAUUUAGAACAAAUUCAUUUGUUGGUACCGAGGAGUACAUUGCUCCAGAAGUUAUAUGGGGAAAGGGCCAUACAUCAGCCGUUGAUUGGUGGACAUUAGGCAUUUUUCUCUAUGAAAUGCUUUUCGGUAUUACACCGUUCAAAGGCCCAUCAAGAAAUCAGACUUUUUCCAAUAUUCUGAAAAUCGAGUGCCAGUUCCCUGAUUAUAAUCAAACUUCAAGUAAUUGUAAAAAUUUAAUCAAAAAGCUAUUAAUAAAGGAUGAAACGAAGAGGCUAGGAUCACAUUCAGGUGCAUCUGAAAUCAAAUCUCAUCCUUUUUUUAAAAAUACACAAUGGGCUCUACUACGGAAUCAGAAACCACCAAUGGUUCCCAUAAUAAACAGGAAAAAGAAAAAUGUUACAAAUGCAAAUAAAUCGGGCAAGUCCAGUAAAGUGAGUAAUACAUCUUCUACAGGCACAUUGAGAAGUAAAAGAAAGACAAGUACUUCUACUGCUGUGACGGGCGAAAGUGAUCCUUUCAAAGACUUCAAUUCAAUUAGCAUCAUACACGAUGAUGAUUCUGAGAUUAUGAGAUUUGAAGGGUCAGAUAUUGGCGAGAUUACAUAUACUCUUCAGUCCACAGGUUCCGAAACGUUUAGUAAGAAGUUCCUCAAAAUGUAA
This is a messenger RNA of Pichia kudriavzevii, 2496 nucleotides long. RefSeq lists its product as uncharacterized. The record is from RefSeq and is a predicted model, not a curated record. Gene Ontology annotation, molecular function: protein serine/threonine kinase activity; ATP binding. The coding region runs from base 1 to 2496 and encodes 831 amino acids. Gene Ontology annotation, cellular component: nucleus; plasma membrane; cytoplasm. The transcript has a single exon. Gene Ontology annotation, biological process: protein phosphorylation. NCBI's taxonomy places the organism in Eukaryota, Fungi, Ascomycota, Pichiomycetes, Pichiales, Pichiaceae.